Messenger RNA from Mesorhabditis belari, 1350 nucleotides. NCBI's taxonomy places the organism in Eukaryota, Metazoa, Nematoda, Chromadorea, Rhabditida, Rhabditidae. The record is from the annotation of a GenBank genome assembly.
AUGUUCACGAGUAUAUUAUACGAAAAAGAUUGCUAUCCGGAGUACGCGAAUGAGAAUAUCUCACAAUUGGUCGUGACAUGGAUGGGACAAAGAUGUCCAUCACCAUCAAUCAUGUAUCCAACAGUUGUCAUUUACAGUCUCAUUCUAUUUUUGGGACUCGUCGGAAAUGUUUGCACGUGUAUUGUCAUUUUCGCGAAUAAGAAUAUGCACAAUCCAACGAAUUAUUAUUUGAUAAGUCUGGCACUCAGCGAUCUCUUGAUAUUGAUAUUGGGUCUUCCAAUGGAACUUUACAUGAUCACCGAUUUCAAUUACCCUUAUCGUUUCCCGGAGAUUGUAUGCAAAUCGCGAGCUUUUCUCGUCGAAUUCACUUCAUAUGCGUCGAUUCUCAUCAUUUGUCUGUUUUCCGUGGAACGAUGGAUUGCUAUUUGUUUCCCCUUGAAAUCUCAACUUUUCUCCGGGAAUUCGCGUUCGAUGAUCCUCAUCUCGAUUUGUUGGUUUCUUUCUUUUCUUUUCUCACUUCCCGUUGCUUUUGUUGUUCGAAUCAACAAAGUGCCUCUACCCGAUUUUGCUCAGAAUAAACCCUGGACACAUUUGGUUUCCUCAGACAGUGAAACAAUCGAUCGAACUGAAUUCUGUGCAAUGGAUAUCAAUGAUUUAAAGAAUCAGAAAAAGAUUAUAUAUUUUGCCUUUUUCACUUUCUUUCUGAUUCCAGCAAUUAUAAUCACAGUAAUGUAUGGACAUAUUGCGGUAAGAAUGCACAAAUCGGAAACACUUUUGGGAGCUGAGAAAUCGGGACCGAGCAAUAAGAGGAGUGUGCUCAAAGUGCUGGUUUCCGUAGUGAUCACAUUUUUUCUCUUUUGGCUUCCAUUUCACAUGCAGCGAUUAUUAUCAAUAUUUUUGAAUGAAAAUCAAGCGCAAGCUUCAACGACAAUUCAAUCCAUUUUCACAUUGGUUUUUUAUAUAUCAGGCUAUUGUUACUACUCAAAUUCUGCUUGUAAUCCAAUUCUUUACAAUAUUUUCUCCACCAAAUAUCGUUUGGCGUUUUGUCGAACGAUUCUCGGAGAGAGAUUGACGAAAAAAUUCUGUCCGAGCUUCAAAUCAGAGAGGAGUUUUUUAACGCAAAGUUAUCGCGCAAAUGCAAUGUCUCGUUUCUCUUCCCUCCACCGUACUUCAUCUCGUUUUUCCGAAGCUGCUCAUUUGCGAAGAUCGAGAAGAGAAAAGGGUGAAAUGGGCGGAUCAUCAACUCCCAUCCCAGCAUUGAGAAGAAUUUCUUCCGAUCCCCAAUUCUCACUUAAAGUACCAGAAUCUUCUGAAGAGAUGAGACCAGUUUCCUCGAGUCAAGCCUUUCUU